Strongyloides ratti is the source of this 423-nucleotide messenger RNA. RefSeq names its product Protein FAM136A. Gene Ontology annotation, cellular component: cytoplasm. The coding region runs from base 1 to 423 and encodes 140 amino acids. Lineage: Eukaryota; Metazoa; Nematoda; Chromadorea; Rhabditida; Strongyloididae. The record is from RefSeq and is a predicted model, not a curated record. The transcript has a single exon.
AUGGAGAAAGCACAACAACGAAUGACGGAAUCUAUGGAAGAAUUUAUAGAUGAAAUCGAUAGAAAAUAUCUUCGUCGUAUUAAAAAAGAAAUGUUUGACUGUUCCUCUAGAUGUCUUGAUGAUAGAAGUUUAAAACGUACUGAAACCGAGAGUUGUAUUGAAUCAUGUAGUAGUAGUAUAGAAAUGGCUCAAAAAUAUUUUAAUAAAGAAUUAGGAACUCUUGGAGAACAAUUAAAUCGGUGUGUAAUGUCUGGUUACGACAAGACUGUUCAAAAAUAUGGUGAACCAAAAAAUAAUGAGGAAGCCAAAAAAAUACAAAAAUUGAUGGAGACUCAAGUAACUAAUUGUGUUAAUGAUCACAUAGCCUUACUACCAAAUAUUGAGAAAAAAUUUGUUAAUGAUCUUUAUAAUAAAUUAAAAUAA